AUGGACUCCCCGAGGCGGCCCUCCCCCCUGCACCUGCUGCUGGCCCUGGCCCUGGCCUGGGAGCUGAGCGCCACUCCAGGCCGGGCGACUCCCGACUGCCCUGAGGUGGUGGGCCGGCUGGGGGCCGGAGUGGUGCUGCCCCUGAGCCAGGAGGGGGCCCGCAGCAGCCGGAACGCCAGCGUCCGCGUCCUGGUCACUGCCGCCAACUCCUCGGACACCAAGGAGCGCCGCAAGCUGGUGUCCGUCCACCUGCCCGAGGAGCAACACCUGCCCCUGGGCCACCGCUACCGGCUGCAGCAGGAGCCCCGGGGCCUGGAGAUCCCGCAGAGCAGGCGGGAAGAUGAGCUCUGGUACUACGUGAGCCUCGAGUGGAACUUCACGGUGGAGCAGUUCUGCCGGCACCUGCGGCUCUAUGAGCAGGUCUCCGCCCUGGAGAUCCGGGUGCUGAACCACACACAGGACGCCGGCAGCGGGAACUGCAGUGUGACGCUGGCCUGCCAGGCCGAGCGGGGGGACAGCGUGACCUACAGCUGGAGCCUGGACACUGGCAGGGGGCCCCCACUGGGCACGGCCAGCAGCUCCCAGCUGCUGCACCUGGUGCUGGGCCCGCAGGGAACUGACCACCUCUACGUCUGCACGGCCAGCAACCCGGUCAGCACGCAGGUGCAGACCUUCCAGCCUGGGCCCCUAUGCGGGCGGCCGCCAGGGCCAAGACGGUGGAGUCCCUACAUGGCGCUGCUUCUGCUCGUGCCCCUGGCGGCUGUCCCCGUGCUGGUGGCCCUGCUGGCCAGGAGAGGUAAAGCAGAGCUGAGUCAGCCAGCCGAGAAGGCCGCCAGCCUCACCAUUUAUGCGCAGGUGCAGAGAGCAGGCUCGCUGCACAGGACAGGAGCCAGCCCAGAGCCCCAGGAGGACCCCUGUACCACCAUCUACGUGGCAGCUUCAGCGCCCGCCUCUGAGUCUGCCCAGCCCACGCCGGGCCCCGCUCACUGCCCGCGGGUGCCCAGCUACAUCACGGUCACUGCCGAGAGCUGA
Sorex araneus (European shrew) is the source of this 1032-nucleotide messenger RNA. RefSeq names its product signaling lymphocytic activation molecule family member 1 (gene SLAMF1). Gene Ontology annotation, cellular component: membrane; cell surface. Gene Ontology annotation, molecular function: signaling receptor activity. The record is from RefSeq and is a predicted model, not a curated record. Gene Ontology annotation, biological process: lymphocyte activation. Bases 1 to 1032 code for a protein of 343 amino acids. The transcript has 7 exons. Lineage: Eukaryota; Metazoa; Chordata; Mammalia; Eulipotyphla; Soricidae.